UCAAUUUUGAAGUCAUGAAAUGUCCCACCUUGUCGCGAGAAGUUGUGAUUGAUUAUGCUGACGAUCAUACUUCUGGCACUCUUUAUAACUUCGGAGGCACCCAAAGUGCCGGCUACUACAAUUCUCUACAUGAAACUUCCCUAUGUUGAGUGGUUGAAACCGACAUACAUCAGAGUGGCAAAAAAACAGCUUCGAAAACAGCUGAAGCGUAACAAGCUCCCUUACAUCGAAAGCAUGUUCAAGGUGAAUGCCAACAAAGCCCGCGAUGGUAACCUAGCAGUAGCUGUGCAUGUGUUUGACGUGCCAGACUGUAGUAUGGUGAAGGAAAUGGCGAAGAAAUCAAAGAAAUCAAAUGGCCUAAUAAGCUACGUAACUGUGAGGUGUAAAGGCCGCAGCGCUACAUACAUUUAGAGCUGAGGAAUUGUUGGUUGAAAUGUUCAAGAAACCAUAAAGGUGU
Molecule: messenger RNA, 457 nt
Organism: Cylicocyclus nassatus
Lineage: Eukaryota; Metazoa; Nematoda; Chromadorea; Rhabditida; Strongylidae
Source: the annotation of a GenBank genome assembly